AAUGUGGCAGAAGUCUUUUUCCAGUGCAAGAGCAAUAACAGCAUAAAAACAAAAGUGUAAAAAAUUAUAAAUUUCCUCAAAUAAAUAGAUUUAGUAAUUUUAAGUAACUAAGUUCCCGAGGUCUAGCAUCAAUCAAAUCAAAACAAUUUUUUUGCUAUUGUGAUCCUCUGACACAACUCACGAUGCUUGGUGGUAAAUACAGCGAGCCACCAGAGGCCGCCCGAAAUCGACCAAAUCCUGUGGUAAUGUCCAUGAUGGUGCCACCGCCCCCGCUAUAUCCAGCACCUUCCUUGGUUACAACCCCGACAACAGUAGUCCCGUCCACGGCUGUCCGUCGACCACCGAAUGACUCAUCAUCUGCUGAAGAUGGAUCCACCACCUCGUCCACGACGCUUCAGUACCAGUGUCAACUGUGUUUAAAGUGCUUCGCUAGUGUGGCCACCCUAACGGCUCACUUGAGCACACACGAACAAGACUACCGGCACGCAAGCUCCGGCUAUAAUGGACAACAGCUGGUGGCCUCAGGUGCCGUCAUCAAGUCAGAGCCGCAACCCUUCCAAUUGCUGUCGCCUCCGAUUUACCCAGGAUUUCAGGUGGCAUCCGGUUCCGGAACUACGACUGGUCAGGCGUGUCAAAUUUGUCAGAAGAUCUUCAGCACGGGUGACCAGUUCCAGGCCCACAUGAAAAUCCACGAGAACGAGUUUCGUAACCGGGCUCUGUACCAGGCCGGAAGUGUCCAGCAGCAGCAGAUACAGGUGAAGGAACAAGAGCCGGAAGAGGCUGGCGAUGGAAAUCCAGUUGACUGCAUUAUGUGUCAUAAGAAGUUUCCAACGGCGGCUUCGUUAGCGAUUCAUUUGCGUGAGCACAGAGAAGUCAAGAAACCUUACAAUUGCUCUGUUUGUGGCAAAGGUUUUAUACAGUCAAACAAUUUAUCGACGCAUAUGAAAAUUCACUCAGGAUCUAAACCGUAUAAAUGUGAAAUAUGUUUGAAGCAAUUUAGCCAAUCAAAUAAUUUGAAGACACACAUUCGCACCCAUACGAACGAACGUCCAUUCGCAUGUCCAAUUUGCGAAAAAAGAUUUAAUCAGAAGAACAAUCUGACUACACACAUGCGAACCCAUUCGCUAAUCUGCAAGGUCUGCCAGGCCCAGUUCAAUCACCCAACAGAACUGACCAAACAUGUACGCGUUUGCUACGCAGACCUCAAGCCGAACAUUUGUACGGUGUGCAACAAAGUGUUUAUAAACAACGAAGAACUAACCGAACACACGAACAAGCAGCACAACCAGGUCAAACCACAUCGCUGUCAAAUAUGUUUAAAAACCUUCACCCAGUCCAACAAUCUCAAAACGCACAUGAAAACUCACAUCUUCAUGGAUCCAUUCAAAUGUCACUUUUGUUCGAGGUCCUUCCAGAACGAGGAAGAAUUCGCUCGCCACUCGCUGGUCCAUUCAUCGCCAAAACCAUUCAGCUGUCCGUAUUGCAACAAGCAGUUUAUCCAAUCCAACAACCUUAAAACACACGUCCGUACGCAUACAGGCGAAAAGCCGUACAAAUGUUUCGUGUGCGAUCGUCUUUUCAACCAGAAAAACAACCUCAACACACACCUACGAAUUCAUCAGGGACUCAAACCCUACCAGUGCACAAUAUGCCAGAAGCGGUUCAACCAGUCCAACAAUCUCAACAAGCACAUUUAUAAAGUUCACUGUCACGAUAAGAUACCCGGAGUUCCUCAGCAGCAACAACAGCCGCCACCACCGGUCAACGGUCCUAUCGAUGGACUUGGAACCGUUGCUCAGAGUUGACUGAUACGAUAGCGAUGUGAACAGGUGCCUGCACAAUGCUGAUGUAAAAUAAAGAAAACACUGAAAUAUAUGUAAAUACUAUUCACUAA
Culex quinquefasciatus (southern house mosquito) is the source of this 1894-nucleotide messenger RNA. RefSeq names its product zinc finger protein 883. Bases 183 to 1805 code for a protein of 540 amino acids. The transcript has 2 exons. Gene Ontology annotation, cellular component: nucleus. Gene Ontology annotation, biological process: regulation of transcription by RNA polymerase II. Gene Ontology annotation, molecular function: RNA polymerase II transcription regulatory region sequence-specific DNA binding; DNA-binding transcription factor activity, RNA polymerase II-specific. The record is from RefSeq and is a predicted model, not a curated record. NCBI's taxonomy places the organism in Eukaryota, Metazoa, Arthropoda, Insecta, Diptera, Culicidae.